CCCCAGAUCAUUUCCCACACUCCACUGUCUGUGUUUCCAAGGACACAGCAACCCGCGACUGGCCUCUCUUUCUCUCUCUCCACCAUCACUCCUUUCUGUAAAUUUUUGUUCGACCUCAUGGCGUCUUGAUACGCGUCUCGACCACCGGCAGGUACGGUAGAGAUCUUUGAUUUCAUCUCUUCGCAGAAUGGUGCCCUCUUUUCUGCGUCCGCGUUCUGCCAGACCUCGCGUCGGGUCCCAGGGCCCUGCGAUCUCUCCCUCGUUCGAGCAACGAAAUCCUCGAGUGCCUGUCGCAGACUUUACGGAAGCCGAUGAAGACGAGGACGACGAUGACGACGAUGAAGAGGACGAGGAAGAGGACGGGCGAGGUCAGGGACUUCGCGCUUUUGGCAGGCCCAGCCGCUUCCCAGAUGAAGAUCCCCACGAGGACCCGGACGACGAAGGGGACGAAGAUGGUCAAAGAGACGCGCUGCCUGUCUUGCCAUUAUUCUCUGCAUCUCACCUAGACUCUCUGCCCGUGUACAGCAUCACCCACGCUAUUCGAAUCAUCGUGAUCGCUCGCACUGAAACCUCCUUGACGUGGGACCAGUUGAGGUCCCCGCAAGUAUCUCAAUUCCUCGUCAAGCCGAUGCAGCGUCAAAUACGAACUCAGCACUUUACGCGUGCUACGAUAUAUGCCCUCAUGGCCAACUGCCUGCAGUUCACCAAGGAGGCUCAGCGAUACGCCGCCAAUGCGGGCACAAGCCACACGAGAGCCAAAGUCUGCGAGCUCUUGGCUCUGAAAAUACUCAAGGAGUACUCGACGAGGGAACUCAUCGACGCACUGGCGUAUGAUUUCCACCCUCUGCAAGGCUUGCCGGGUCUCUCGUCCAACGACCUCGCGAUUGGAGCAAGCUCGAAGAAAGGAGGGCUGAACCCAUCUCGGACCUCCACUCUGGAAGUCGCAAUCAGGGCGUCGGCAAAGCACUUUCUGGCUCAUCCCGUGGUCGUCCAGCAGCUUGAGGCUAUCUGGAGUGGCGCUGUCACGUUUUACUCGGCUGCGGACAGUCUGCACCGGGCACCGCCCAACAGCCCUUCCCAGACCCUGAACGGCAGGAUGGGCAAGCCCAAUGCUACAACUCCCUUGAUCGGCAAAGUAUCUUCCCAAGACAAACACCCACAUGUACCACCGGGCAGGCGAACAGUGAUGCUCUACGACCCGCGGCAAGCCUCGAUGCUGAAGCUUUCUCGCCUGCGCGUGCCUCGUUAUAGAUCAUUCCUGUCCACGCUGUCACUAGCCAUCCUUAUCGGGCUUUUCCUCGCAGUUCUAAUCGAGCGGUCUACAAAGAUCACAGGACUGGAGCUCGUGUUCUGGUUCUGGAGCGCCGGCUUUAUGCUGGAUGAGCUUGUCGGAUUCAACGAACAAGGCUUUGCGCUCUUCGUCAUGAGUGUAUGGAACUUGGUCGACUUGGGCAUCCUCGUGCUGCUCAUUGUGUAUUACUGCAUGCGCGCCUACGGCGUCUUCAUGGCUGACCCGCAUCACUGGAACGAUAUGGCCUACGACGUGCUAGCUGCUAACGCCAUUCUACUCCUGCCACGCAUCUUCAGCGCGCUAGAUCACUACCAGUACUUCUCGCAGCUCCUGAUUGCGUUCCGACUGAUGGCUGUCGAUCUGGUGGCCGUCCUUGUCCUGGUCCUGAUCAUGUGCAGUGGCUUCUACGUCUUCUUCGUCCUGUCAGACAACAAGAACGACGGAGGAGAAGUGGCAUUCAAGAUCUUCCAGCUGCUCAUGGGCUUCACGCCUGCUGCAUGGGAUGUGUGGCCUACUUACAACUGGCUUGGACGGGGGCUGCUCGUGCUUUUCCUGUUCAUCUGCCAUUUUCUGGUCGUCACCAUCCUCAUCACGGUCCUCACCAACUCCUUCAUGGCCAUUGCUUCCAAUGCGACCGAGGAGCAUCAAUUUCUGUUUGCUAUCAACACUAUUUCUAUGGUCAAGAACGACGCUUUGUUCUCUUACAUCGCACCAAGCAACAUCUUUGCAUGGCUGCUCAUGCCUCUGAGGUACUGUAUGCCCCUCAAAGAGUUUGUGUGGCUCAACCGCACCAUCAUCAAAAUUACACACUUUCCAGUGCUCUUCUGCAUUUAUUUGUAUGAGAGGCUCUGGCUUGCAUCGAGUGUGUUUGAGCCCACAGAUCUCAUCGACAACAGCUCUGGUGGACGUGACAGGAACCUUGCAUUCAUCGAUGCUGCUAACAGAAGCGCCAUCUUCAGUCCCAACGUCAGAGUGAGGGAAGAGUCGGUGGCGGGAUUCCAGAAGGAUCGUGCAUUGGAGGAAGUUUUCAGACGCAUGCCCGAGCCUGCUACGCUGAGAACGCAGCGCAGGAAUGAAAGACAGAAGGCGCAGACUGCCAUCAGGAACUGGAUGGACCAGCACGAUGAGGAUGGCGGCACGCAAUCGAAUUGGCCCACAAUGGAUAGCAGAGCCUUGCCGGACUGGCAUCGCAGGUUGAGUGCUGGUCGGGAUCGCCCUUCGCAACUGCGGCACAUAUCUGAUGUUCGCUCCACAGCAAGCGACCCUGCUGAUCUGAUGUCGAACGUCGGAGGGUUGCCAACAUUCCCCCGGAGACCACUGAGGAAGGAUGUCGUGCUCAUGGCGCCCGACUACAAGGAGAAUACGGACGCCGAUGGGGACGACGAGCUCGUCACGAAUGACGAGGACGAAGAAGAUAACGUUACGCAUGAGGUUAGCAGUCGGAAGGGCGCGAUGGGGUCGCAAGCCGAUCCAGAGGGGGACUACUUCACGGCACCUGUGACAUCCCGACUUGUGAAGCUGGCAUCUUCUGCUGGCUCUUCUGAACGUGGUGUGCCGGCGACCCCUCGACAGGCCGCUCCACGCCGCGCGGGCAUGCACAGCCGGACAAUGUCUACGAACACGAUACUCUACAACCCUGGCGAGGUGAAACAAGCCCUGAGGGUUGUCCACAGCUCGUCUUCGGCGGCCUCGCACGGAAGGGCGGACCAGACAGGUAGCGGUCGUCAGAGCGGACGCAGUGGAGGUGAUAAGACCCCAGGGAAACGCGCAUCGCCUCGGCGACGAUCGCCCCAGAGACAAACCGCGGCAGCGGCCACCCAGCCACGACCAGUUACCGCACCGCGCGGGUUGACUGACAAUGGCGGCAUCACUCGGACGGCUUUGAUGAGCAUCGAUCCCCGCAACCGACCGCGCGACGCACGGAGACUGCCGUCUGUCGACAUGAGCAUACUGUCUGGCGACACCAGCCUGCGGUAUGCCAACGACGACGUCCACGGUGGUAUGGCCGGCAGCUUCCAGACCCAAAUGGCCAUGGCCAUGAUGAAGGACAACCAGAGGCGCGUGGCCGGCAACAUUGAUGCCGCAGACCGUGACAGGAUGGGACGCCUGGUGCUGGCGAGAAUGAAGACCCUGGAGGAGGGCUUUGCGGAUAUCAUCAAGGAGGUGCGCGCAAUGAAAGAGUCGGGCCCGUCUACCAGACGUAAUUCCGACACGGAAUUCAAGGGCCAGCCAGCGAAAAGGGCCAAGGGCGAUACGACACCGAACAAGGCGGGCGGUAAGAGGCCCGUCAGCCGGCGAAGCUGGAAAGAGCCCAAGGACAUUAAAGGGAAAGGCAAGCGAUUGGUGUAUUCGUCUGACGAUGAGGCUGAUGGCGAUGAGGGCUUCGCCAGACGAGGGAGCUCAAUGUGAGUCGCGGUUUCCAAGGAGGGUGCAGGGCGUUCGGUUGCAUGGUUUGCGUAAGUAUAUAUGGGCUUUGGCGUUUCGCAAGACUUUGUGCGCACCAGAGCAUAUACGACCACCUCGCUUGGUAUCUAAUUCGAGAAGAUGCGCACCACAGAUGAGUUCACUUCC
Molecule: messenger RNA, 3862 nt
Organism: Emericellopsis atlantica
Lineage: Eukaryota; Fungi; Ascomycota; Sordariomycetes; Hypocreales; Bionectriaceae
Exons: 5
Coding region: 188-3700 (1170 amino acids)
Biological process (GO): monoatomic ion transport; transmembrane transport
Cellular component (GO): membrane
Molecular function (GO): monoatomic ion channel activity
Source: RefSeq, a predicted model, not a curated record